UUAUGCGACAACCUGGUAUCAAAAAAGGCUAUCGAAAACCCUCAGAAAAUAUUUGGCAAAUUCUUACGUCUCUCGUUCAAAUUCAUAAUGAGACGGGAAACGUGUGGACUCACUUAUUGAGCGGCGGCCUGUUUCUUUUACUUGUCCCUUAUACAUAUCACUCUUUAAGUGAAUAUGACAAGAAGGAUGUUUUAUGUAUGUUAGUUUUUGUGCUUUCUGCUUCAUUUUGUUUUUUUGGUUCAGCAACUUAUCACUUAUUUAUAUGUACGAGGAAGUGGCAUUAUACUUUGAGGCAUAUCGAUCAUAGUGGAAUUAUCAGUAUGGUUUGUGCUUCUUAUUUACCAGCACUGAAUAGAGGAUUCAAGUGUUUUCCUUGGUAUCAACAACUUUAUAUGGGUAUGACUAUCGUUUGCUGGAUAGUUAUCAUUAUAAUUGUCCCAGUGCUGGACAAGCGAGAGAGACGUACUCAAAGAAAUAUCGUUUUGUUUACUUCUGCCACUUGGGGAAUCAUUCCGUUGAUUCAUUUCUGUUUACGUGGAAGAUAUGGUUGGCAAAUGUUUCUGGUUUCUACUUUAGUUAUGUGGUUGGUAUAUGGUUUGGGUUUCCUCUUUUACGUAACAAAAUGGCCAGAGAUUCGCCACACCGGUAAGUUCGAUAUAUGGGGCCAUUCUCAUCAAUUGUGGCAUUUGUGUACAAUAUUUGCGUCCUUGUUCUGGUGGUAUACACUGAUGAAGAUGCAUAAAGAGUUGCCUGAUUCGCUGCAUUGCUAAUAAAAAUAACAAUUCCUUAAUGCAAAUUGUGAGUGGUUUC
Molecule: messenger RNA, 810 nt
Organism: Galdieria sulphuraria
Lineage: Eukaryota; Rhodophyta; Bangiophyceae; Galdieriales; Galdieriaceae
Exons: 3
Coding region: 3-770 (255 amino acids)
Cellular component (GO): membrane
Molecular function (GO): signaling receptor activity
Source: RefSeq, a predicted model, not a curated record